This is a messenger RNA of Chenopodium quinoa (quinoa), 823 nucleotides long. RefSeq lists its product as uncharacterized. The transcript is spliced from 3 exons. Bases 229 to 561 code for a protein of 110 amino acids. Lineage: Eukaryota; Viridiplantae; Streptophyta; Magnoliopsida; Caryophyllales; Amaranthaceae. The record is from RefSeq and is a predicted model, not a curated record.
AACACCCCCGAUAUUAACCCGUAGUUGUAAGGUUCCUAAUUCCCUGUUUUAAAAGCCUUCUCUCUCUCAUACGCUGAAGCGUACUCUGAGUUCUCUUCUUCAUUGAAGUGGCUUCUGAGCUUUCUCUCCUCCAUUAAAGCAGCUCCUAAGGCUUGUUCAUUCGGUAUAAUUGUGCUAGAAAGGAGGGGAGCGAGAAGAUAAUUAACACCAAGAAGGAAAGAAAAAGAAAUGGGCUCAGAAGGACUUCAUGCUGUGAAAGUUUGUAGGCAACUUCUCAAAUCUGUGAAGAAGCACAUUGGACAGGAAGACUACAAAAGGCACUUUAGUGAUUAUAUGAUGGAAGAGUUUAAGAAGAACCGUCAAUUGUCUGAUCCAUCAUCUAUACAGAAUAAAUUGAAGCUGGCAAAUGAUUAUACUUUCUUGCUUGAUAGUGUCCAUCAUCACAAGGAGCUCCUAUUCUCCUACAACAUUGCUGUGGACAGAUCAGAUGAGAUGAAAAGGAUACUCGGAAAAUCAGCUGCCAGUGUAGGGCUUCAGCUUCCUGAGGUUUAUCAGUCUUGACACUUGCAUAUAUUAUGCACCCUUUCCAUUCAUUUUUCACUGUCUUCAUAAUAAGCAGACUAGUACACUGUACACCUAUUGAACCUAGAGCAAUGUUUACAAGCUGAAUACUGGCUUAGCUGUUUGACUGUGGCUCAUGUCCGUUUUCAACCACUUGAACUGAACCCUUGUUUGAGGGUAGUGGUAAUGUAAUUGUACUAAACAAUGUAUGAGGGAAGCUAUGCUUGAGCAAAGUUAGUCAAAGCAGUUUUAUUGAAAUUAA